This is a messenger RNA of Paraglomus occultum, 957 nucleotides long. The record is from the annotation of a GenBank genome assembly. NCBI's taxonomy places the organism in Eukaryota, Fungi, Glomeromycota, Glomeromycetes, Paraglomerales, Paraglomeraceae.
AUGUCAAACACAUCAGCAAGAAAUCAAAUUGGAGCCGUACCCGGAUUCAUCAUCGGCGGAUUAGCUGCUUGUGCUGCGGUUACUUUCAGUAAUCCUUGGGAGGUGGUAAAGACACGAUUGCAGUUACAAGGGGAGCUGGCCAGAGCGAAUGCAAACAUAGCGAAACCAUACAAAAACGUCUUCCAAGCAUUUUUCUAUAUUCUCAAACAUGAAAAGAUCCGAGGAAUACAGAAAGGACUGGGUCCCGCAUAUGCCUACCAAUUAGCAAUGAAUGGCGUCCGUCUGGGCCUCUACGAUCCAAUUCGCAAUUCUCUCGUAUCAGCUUUUAACACCUCCCCGAAUUCGAUGCCAAUCGCGAUUGCAUCCGGUGGCUCAGCCGGGGUGAUAGCUGCCACGGUCGGCUCUCCUCUCUUUCUUGUGAAAACUCGCAUGCAAUCACAUUCCAAACAUGUCGCCGUCGGCCAUCAACAUAAUUACACAUCCACUCUAACCGCACUAAAAGAAGUUUACAGUCAAAGCGGUGUUCGUGGCCUGUUCCAUGGCGUUGGCGCGAGCAUGCUCAGGACAGGCGUUGGCAGUAGUGCACAGUUGCCGAGUUAUUUUUUCGUCAAGAGAUGGGUAAUGAAAACAACUGGUAGAGGGGAGGCAGAUAUUGUGGUACAUGCAAUUAGUUCGUUGGCGUCCGGCUUCUGUGUCUGUCUGGCAAUGAAUCCGUUUGAUGUCAUCAGUACGAGGAUGUAUAAUCAGAAACACGAUGGAAGUGGAAAAGGAGUGUUGUACAAAAAUACUUUCGAUUGUUUCAUUAAAACACUAAAGACAGAAGGAAUCACAGGGUUAUAUAAAGGAUUCAAUGCACAUUAUUUGCGAAUUGGGCCGCAUACCAUAUUAACACUUGUGUUUCUAGAGCAAGGACGUGGCUUGUAUGUUAAAUUAUUUGCGCACGAAAUGAAGGCUUGA